Molecule: messenger RNA, 1853 nt
Organism: Protopterus annectens (West African lungfish)
Lineage: Eukaryota; Metazoa; Chordata; Ceratodontiformes; Protopteridae
Product: squalene monooxygenase-like
Exons: 11
Coding region: 116-1792 (558 amino acids)
Biological process (GO): sterol biosynthetic process; cholesterol metabolic process
Cellular component (GO): endoplasmic reticulum; membrane
Molecular function (GO): squalene monooxygenase activity; flavin adenine dinucleotide binding
Source: RefSeq, a predicted model, not a curated record
CACAUACACACCAGUUUCUUUAAAUUAGGUUAUUUCAAUGGUUUAUGUAAGUCAGAGGAGGUUCUUCAUUACAAGGUCCAACCCUCUUUGCAGCAUAAACAUCUUCAACUAGUUUAUGAGACGCAUACGUAACACUAACUCAUGGGUUCAUUUGUAUUUUGAAUCACUUCCUGAAGUAUGCAGGACUAAAUCAUUUUGGAAUUUUUAUCAAGAAUCCAAAAUGACAACUUCAUCUGAAUCAUUUUUUUCUUACCUCUAUAACUGUUUUGAGGAUUUUCUUUUUUACAUAACUAAAGAUGUUUUGUUGGUGUUUGCUCUGACGUUCAUCACACUAAUGUGCUGGAAAAAAUGUUGGAAACAGAAACCAUCUGGAACACAGCUAAAGCCAACAUUAAAAAAGAAAUGGGAUACAUCAAGCACCUUGAAGGAGGAGAGUCCGGAAAUCAUCAUUGUUGGAGCAGGUGUACUUGGCUCUGCCUUUGCAGCUGUCUUGGCCCGAGAUGGCAGGAGGGUGACAGUGAUUGAAAGGAGCAUGAGUGAGCCAGACACAUUUGCUGGUGAAGUGUUGCAGCCUGGUGGUUACAAGAUACUUAAACUACUGGGUCUAGAAAAUUCAUUAGAAGGAUGUGAAGCUUCAAAACUUCGAGGUUUCCAAAUUCAUGACUUGGUGAACAAGGAAAAAAAUAACUUAUUUUUUCGACUGGUUGAAAAUGAAGACAUUGAAGAUGGUAGAAGUUUUCGUCAUGGACGAUUUGUUAUGGGCCUUCGCAAAAUAGCUAUGGCUGAAUCUAAUGUAAAAUUUAUUGAAGGGACUGUAAUAAAUUUGGUAGAAGAUGAUGGCUGCAUUAUUGGAGUCCAGUACAAGGGCAAGAAGUCAGAGGAUGUGAAGGAACUGUAUGCACCUCUCACAGUUGUUGCAGAUGGAUUGUUUUCCAACAUAAGGAAGCAUCUUAUUUCUCAAAAACCUAAUGUAACAUCCCAUGUUGCUGGUGUUACUAUGAAGACUCCUCAAGAGCUACUCUUGACAAAAAUGAACACGAUUAUCAGUGACUCUUCUGUGUUUUCAAUCUAUACAAUCUCAUCCAAUGAAAGCAGAGUGCUGAUAAACAUCGCUGGUGAAGUACCAAGGAACCUUAAGGAUUAUCUGAUGCAGAUUGUGUAUCCUAUAAUGCCUGAUCAUCACAAAGAGUCAUUCUGUGAAGCUGUACAAAAUAAUAACUUUAAACUAUUGCCUGCAAAUUACUUACCUGCUGCGACAUUGAAUAAGUCAGGAGUUCUUUUACUGGGAGAUGCUUACAACAUCAGGCAUCCACUUACUGGUGGAGGGAUGAGCAUAAUACUGAGUGAUAUAGCAAUAUGGAGAAACUUGCUUCAGAAUAUUCCAUGGUUAGAUAACUAUGAAGCGAUACUUCAGGCUAAAAAGAAAUUUUACUGGUUAAGGAAGAUGAACUGCACAUUUGUGAUGAACAUCAGUGCUGAACUUACACACCAGAUGUUUUCUGCUAAAGACAGUACUACUCUACUGGUCCGGAAGGCAUAUUUUGAGUAUCGCAACUUUGGAGAGAAAUAUUCACAGAAGAGUGCCCAAAUGUAUGGCAUGCUGACAUCCAAACCCUCUUCCUUCCUCCUCUUUCUUGGAGCUGUUACAGUACAUGCGAUGCAUCUUGCUUUGAAGUCUGAGCCAUGGUACAGAAAGCAUCAUGCCAUUUGUACAAUCAGUGCAAUUUUGUAUAACACGCUGUCUUUCCUAAUUCCACUAGUGUAUUCAGAAAUGUGCCAGAGUAAUAUAUAAAUAGUAAAAAAAUAAAUAAUAAAAAAAUCCAUUGUAGUUCUACACAAUGUAAUGUACAUUU